This is a messenger RNA of Amoebophrya sp. A25, 4566 nucleotides long. NCBI's taxonomy places the organism in Eukaryota, Dinophyceae, Syndiniales, Amoebophryaceae. The record is from the annotation of a GenBank genome assembly.
CUUCGACCCGACUACAAACCACGCAUCUUUUUAGACGUGCGGGCCUCGAACCUUCGCAUGCAAAAGGAGAUCGUAGUAAACAUAGUGUUCUAGUACAAUGAGAGAUUAUUGAUUGCCUUGAGUUCACCAUAUCAAAUUCGAAUCCAAAUUCCCAUUCUGUUGAGUUUAAUGUUUCUGUGUAGUUGAGAGGGAGAGGAGAUGACUGAAGAAUUUGAGAAUGUUAGAGAGUACAACAAGAAUCUGCUUCAUCUAAGUCUGUCGAGAAAGACUGCAGUCAGUUGAGAGUGAGACAUCCUAGAUAAAGCGUGGUGAGAGAGAGAAAAUCAUUGUCAUCCAUGAAAAUCAUAGAUACCUCUGGCUUCUAAUCCAAUGCCAAUCCUGAUCUCAUUCCUACAACAGUUGUAGAUCCCGCGCAUAUGACAAUUCCCCUACCCUUGUCGAUUUGAUAUCCUUACAAAAUAAUAGCCCCUCUGUAGUAUUAUUUUUUCCAUCUUUGACUUACUUCUCGUUUUUAGUAUGAAUGUCAUGUUUGAUAUGAUUGUUCUACUAUCGAAAAAUUCUUUCACUUCCACCUUUCGUUCUCUCUUCGAAAGUGCGGUAGGAUUGUGAUUUAAGGCCACUGCUCUUAAUGUGCCUGUCUAGAAUCUGCUCUGGUGUAUGUAGUAUUGGACUCACAUGAUUUAGAUUUUACAAGAACGUAUAUGCGUACCAUUGAAGGCUAUUUUAGUCGUUCCCGAGCAUUCCCUAUACUGGCAACAGGAUACUCACUAAGUUCUGAGCUUAGAUUCUUAGCUCUUACCAUUUAAAUCUAUUGUAUUCGCUCCUGCAAGCGACGCGGCUCUUUUUGGGCGUGCACACCCACGCUUUUUCCGAUUCCUCCUCGACGCAGCAGCUGGGUAUUUUCUUACCCCUCCUUACUUUGGUAGAUGUGGAACACCUUCGAGAGGUCAUUGUCACACAAGCAAGUGCUCACUUUCGUAUGUACUUGGUGAUUCUGCUAGGUGGUCAGUCUAUGUAGAAACAGAUCCUACACUACUACUUCUGCAAGAAAUUAUUACUUUCCAUACAGAUACUAGACGUCGAUAAGAGGCUUUGCUUGAAAUUGGCAUCGCCGACUGACUCGUCGUUUCAGUCUGUGCCAGAAAAUACGCUUUCGUAUACGAAGAACGAGUGGAGGUUCUUGAGCUCGUUUGUCUCCGCACACAGUGACGGUCAUCUUCGAAAUCAACCCUACUUUCGCUACAAUAAAGUGAGCAUCUUCAUCAUGUCGGAUUCAUCAAGCCCCGGAGGGGGUCGCAAUCGGCCUCCAGCAUUGGCCACGACCGAGAGUAACCCCCUCGCGGUUCCUGGUGGGGAUAAAACGAGCCCUGGGGAUAAAACAAGGAAUAUGGAGAUGCGCCGAUCGCUCUCAUUUGGAACGCAGAUGAUGACCCCCAGUCAGCAGAUACGACAGCAGGCAGGUGCACGCACCACUGUGAUCGACGUUGGCCGUCUUGCUUUCGAAGAUGCGAAGUACCGCUUUACACAAGCUGAAAAAGCCGAUGUCAUCGCCGACCGCAACGCAGGCCGCAGCAACAUCAGUCUGGUGCUCGAUACUUACUUUGGAGGCUUGAUCUGCUUCAAUAUGCUCAUUCUAGGCAUAGAAACGGACCACGGCGACGAGUACCCGCCUGGGCCUCGAAGUCCGUUCUGGUGGAUCGAAUCUAUCAUUCUCGCCUGCUUCAUCGUGGAGUUCUAUCUCCGUCUGAAACUAGAACCCGUGCCCAAGAUCACCGUUAUCAAUGCAUCAGACGAGAACGCGACUGGAACUGGCGGGUCCUCUUCAUCUAGCGUGAUUGCCCCAGCCCCAAAAUCGAAUAGUCCCACUCGCAUGAACAGUAGCGGUCGGAUGAACAACAACAGUGAACUACUGAAGUGGAACCCGAAGUACGACAGCGCACUCACUAUCAUGUUUGACGAGCAGACGGAGGAAGAGAAAGAGGAAAACGCAGCCUUAGUGGACGUGAUUGAACUCACAAGUAACAACGCGAUUUUCCGCUUGUUCGAGUACAUGUUCAAGUGGUUGCGCACCUACCGAGCUGGGCACUAUUCCUGGUUGGGCUUGGAUCUGCUGGUCAUCAUUGCGUCCGCAGUGGACGUAUGGGGAGUGCAAUUAAUGACGGAUGGCUCACAAAGGACCAACGUUUCCGCACUACGAAUUCUCCGCUUAUUGCGUGUGCUGCGAUCGAUCAAGCUAAUUCGCUACUUCAAGGACUUGUGGUUGCUGGUGCACGGUCUGGGCCGUGCUCUGCGGUCCAUCUUCUGGGUGAUGAUGCUUUUGGCGCUGAUGAUCUACUGCUGUGCUUUGUUCUUAACGGCACAAGUCCGGGACAACGAAUUUUUUAAGGCACGUGCGGAAACGGAUGAACGCUUUGCCAAUUUGCUGGACUACCACUCUACAGUUAUGAGAUCCAUGCUCACCCUGUUCCAAGUGACGACGUUGGAAGAAUGGCCUCAAAUCGUGCGUCCCAUGAUGGAAGAAACCGAAGCCUACGGCAUUUUCUUCACUUGGUUCAUCGUUACCACGAACUUCAUGAUGAUGUCGCUCUUCAUCGGUAUUUUGGUCGAGAACUUGACCACUGCGACGGAGACUGCGGACUUGCGCUUGAUCCAACAGAUCCGAGACCAACAGGAAGCUCUCACCGACGAGCUCUGCUCCGUGUUCGACGCCGUGGAUGUCGAUCAGAGCGGCUUUAUCACCAUCGACGAGUUCAAGAAAUCCCUCUUAAGGGAUGAAGACCUCCGCAAACAGGUCUUCCGCAACCUGGAAGUGCGUACUGGGUCAGAGCUGGAAUGGCUCUUUGAGAUCUUGGACACGGAUGGCAAUUGUAGACUCUCCUUGGAUGAAUUUGUGGCUGGUAUUUUGCGUACACGCAACAGCGAAGUCUCGUGCAUGAUGUUGCAAAUGCAGAACCGCUUACUGCGGGAAAUGAAGCGAAAUCGAUCAAGCGGCCCUGAAGCAGGGACAACAACUCCUAUGGGAGGAACCACCAGUCAGUGCGUCCCACCUGGGAAGGAUCCCUCCACUACCACAGGGACCGGCGCUGGAGGAAGGCAAAAUACAGGAAUAUCAACACGCGAUGGCGACGGUGACUCACGGGCAUCUGAAGAAAAUGUCAGUGACUUCUUGGCCACACCAGCCGCCGUAAACCCUGGCAAGACGGAGGGGAGUCACAGAGCAGCGGCUCCUGUAUCAGAGUAUUGUAACAGUGAGUACUCUGGCAGUGAUGCUCAGCGGAUCUCAUCACGACCAUCCUCCAGAGAAUCUCAGUUUUCGACGUUCUCAACUCUGUCGACAUCAAGGCAACAAAGAUUCGAACAAUUACCUGGCACAGUAAUUGAAGCCAUCAAUCGGGACAGAAGGAGUACCAAUGAGGACAACAAGCACGUAGGUAGAAAGUAUUUGGCAGCGGAGCAGCGAAGUGAUGCAUGGCAAGGAGACGCCGAAACAGCCAGUAAUGCGUCCUCAAGUCGGAGGCGUGUCCUCACACAAUCAGCGAACUUUUCUGUCAAUCUCUAGUAUUAGACUGCUACAAGAAAUUGUUCGUAUUCGUUAUGUAUGACUUCUACAUAGUUCUACAUGUACAUCACGUCAAAUCACAGAUCCUCUCAAAAUUGCCCCCUCGGAUCCCGCUAUGAAGUAUGAAUAGAACACAAAUGUUAGAGAUGUAGAUUGAAGCAUAACCAUAAGACGAGCUUUACUGUAUAUGAUUUUUUAAGCACAACACCGUGAACCUGAACACUAUUACGUUAUUAAUGGAUUGAUGAAGGUGAUAAUGCAUUUCGAAAUGCAGAGAUUUACUUUUUAAGUACACACGAAUUAUAGACAACAUUUAGCGCUCAAUUUUUCUAUACCUUAAUCUAUGAUGACGACUUUUCAUCUCACUUUUAAAGUGGGAGACAUUGACAACAGGCUUAACUAAAUGCUUUACGCAUGACGAACAACGAUUGAAAUUAACUCUCCUGCAUCGUUUGUUUUAAGACUGAUGUAAAACGCAUGAUGAGAAUCUUUCCCCAUAUCAUUAGAUGAUGACCUUGUUAAUAGUUUUUAGUCGCACUUAGUAGUAAUCUUCUGUACCUCUGCAUCAUAGAAUGAAUGUCCUUUCUUGUUUUUCUCAUCUCAAUUAUCUAAAGUAGGAAAAACAGACAGCACGCAGUCUCGCUUAUAGCCUAGACAUAGGCACGAAGAUAUUAAAGAAUCAAAAUAUCGAGUAGUUUGUUGCGGCCGGAUCGAAAAUCUCCCACCAAGCGUACUUGAUUUACAGUCACCACCAACACUUUAAGGAAUCGUACAGUAACACGCAGGAAUGAAAAAAAGUGCUAACAGUAAAAACAUCGUAUGCUUAUAAAAGGAGUAGGUGAGGCGAACUAACAUCAUUAACUUAGAUGAGGCGAUGCUUCUUCUCCCUGAGAACUCAAUGAUGUUAAAAAGUUCCGAGACAACGAGAACAUAAUAUUAUGGCAUUUCAUCUUACCGAACCAAUUAUUUAAUCCAAAAAAGGAAGGUAUUGUGUUGUGAAAAGUCCC